AUGACAGACACAACUACCUAUUCACACCGUAACAGAAACCAAGACACGACAGACACAACUACCUAUUCACACCGUAACAGAAACCAAGACAUGACAGACACAACUACAUACUCACAUCGUAACAGAAACCAAGACACGACAGACUCAACUACCUACUCACACUGUACCAGAAACCAAGACACGACAGACACAACUACCUACUCACACCGUAACAGAAACCAAGACACGACAGACUCAACUACCUACUCACACCGUAACAGAAACCAAGACACGACAAACUCAACUACCUACUCACACCAAAACGGAGACCAAGACAUGACAGACACAACUACAUACUCACACCGUACCAGAAACCAAGACACGACAGACACAACUACCUACUCACACCGUAACAGAAACCAAGACAUGACAGACUCAACUACCUACUCACACUGUACCAGAAACCAAGACACGACAGACUCAACUACCUACUCACACUGUACCAGAAACCAAGACACGACAGACACAACUACCUACUCACACCGUAACAGAAACCAAGACACGACAGACUCAACUACCUACUCACACCGUAACAAAAACCAUGACACGACAAACUCAACUACCUACUCACACCAAAACGGAGACCAAGACAUGACAGACACAACUACAUACUCACACCGUACCAGAAACCAAGACACGACAGACACAACUACAUACUCACACUGUACCAGAAACCAAGACACGACAAACUCAACUACCUACUCACACUGUAACAGAAACCAAGACACGACAGACACAACUACCUACUCACACCGUAACAGAAACAAAGACACGACAAACUCAACUACCUACUCACACCGUACCAGAAACCAAGACACGACAGACUCAACACCUACUCACACCGUACCAGAAACCAAGACACGACAAACUCAACUACCUACUCACACCGUAACAGAAACCAAGACACGACAGACACAACUACCUACUCACACCGUAACAGAAACCAAGACACGACAAACUCAACUACCUACUCACACCGUAACAGAAACCAAGACACGACAAACUCAACUACCUACUCACACCGUACCAGAAACCAAGACACGACAGACUCAACACCUACUCACACCGUACCAGAAACCAAGACAUGACAGACUAAACUACCUACUCACACCGUACCAGAAACCAAGACACGACAAACUCAACUACCUACUCACAACGUAA
Messenger RNA from Pecten maximus, 1200 nucleotides. Its product is annotated as dentin sialophosphoprotein-like. NCBI's taxonomy places the organism in Eukaryota, Metazoa, Mollusca, Bivalvia, Pectinida, Pectinidae. The transcript has a single exon. The record is from RefSeq and is a predicted model, not a curated record. Bases 1 to 1200 code for a protein of 399 amino acids.